AGAGAGAGAGAGAAGGGAACAAGGAAAGAAAGACAAAGAUAUGAGGAAUACAGAAACAAGGAAAGAAAGAGACAAAUGAAUCAGAAAAACAGCACAGACAGAUAACGCAGAGCCAAAGAAACAGGCAACGGGAGGGACAGAAACAGAGAGGAGGCAGAGGGACGGGGGAGCCAAGGCAGAGAGGCAGAGAACGCGAAGUUUGGAGGGGCAGGUGGUCGGGGCAGGCUCUCCCACUCCCCUCAUCUGGAGGCCUGCCUCCCCCCCACGGGGGUCACCGACCCUGCCUGGGCGCCCUCCUCGGAACCUCCAAGUGGCCCCGGCAUGGAGGAGGGCAGGCCCCGAAGCAGCCUCAGCUUGGCCAGCAGUGUGUCCACCGUGUCCUCCGUCAGCCUCAGCGCCAAGCCCCCCCGGGCGGUCAGCCGAGUCCAUGCCUUUGGGAAAAGGGGGAGCUCCCUGCGCAGGGACCCCAACCUGCCUGUGCACAUCCGGGGCUGGCUGCAUAAGCAGGACAGCUCGGGCCUGCGGCUGUGGAAGCGGCCUUUUGUCCCCGGCCCUGCCUUUAUUACAAGGGGACUGUGCCGAGGAUGCCCCGUUGGGGGCCCCCCGCCCCUCCCCCGCCGGCCCCGUGCCCCCUCCGGGGCCCAGGCGCCCGGGGCCCACGGUGGUCCUCCCCCUCCCCCUCCCCAGGCGGAGCACCCUGGCAUGAGGACCUACGUCCUGGCGGCCGACACGGUGGAGGACCUCCGGGGGUGGCUGCGGGCGCUGGGCCGCGCCUCCCGAGCCGAGGGCGAUGACUAUGGCCCCCAGCCCCCGCCCGCCGGGCCCCCGGCUGGAGAAGGUCCCUGCGGCCCCGGGGGGCCGCCCGAGGCGGGAAGCGGCGACGAGGGCCGCAGCGCCGAGUCCCCGGAGGUGGCCAGGAUCUCCCGCAGGCGCAGGGAGCUCACCCCCAGCCCUCCCCCCGGGCUCCCGGCGCAGCGGAGCAGACCCAGGGCGAGGAGUCCCGAGCUGCUCUCUCCCUUCUCCCGCCCCCCCUCGCCCCUGGGGCUCCCCCGGCCGCGCUCAGCCCCUGCCCACCGUCCCUCCGCUCUGGCGGGGGGAGACGCCCGGCCCCACACCCCCCUGAGCCGGAUCGACGUGCGGCCCUUCCCCGAGUGGGCCCCCGCCUCAAGAACCUUGUCCCGCCCCCCCACUCCCCGACGGGCGGCGCCAUCGGACUCGGGGGCAUCCAGACCGCCCAGGAGCCCCCAGCACUGGGCCGCUGAGCUCGGGGCCAAGCAGCCUCAGCCGCCGCCCGGCCCCCUGCUGGACGCCCCCCUGCACCGCAGCGAGGACACCGACGUGCUCCUGACCAGGCUCUGCGGGCAGGACAGGCUCCUGAGGAGGCUGACGGAGGAAAUGGCCAAGAGCCAGGAGGAGAAGGAGCGCCUGGAGGCGGCCCUGGAACUCACCCGCCGGGCUGUCGGGGAGCCGGAGCCGGGAGGCAGAGCCUGGGGGCGCCUUCGGCUUCUGCAGGACCGCCUGGUGGGCGUCAGAGCCGCCCUCUGCCACCUGACUCAGGAAAGAGAGCGGGUUUGGGACACCUACAGCGGCCUGGAGCAGGAGCUGGGGACUCUGCGGGAGACCCUGGAGGAUCUGCUGCACCUGGGGUCUCCUCAGGCCAGGGUCUCUGCCCAGCAGCAGCUGUGGAUGGUGGAGGACACGUUGGCCGGCCUGGGGGAUCCGAGCUGGGGCCGUACCCAGAGGGAUGGGGACGGAGAGGGUCCUGCCGCCCCGCCAGGUCCUGGGUCACCCAGUUUCCCAGGCCCGGCCCGACAUCCCCGCCCCCCCACCCCACCCCGCACUCCAGGGCUGGGGCCCAUGGGUUUCCCCAAGGGGGGACGGGGUCCGGAUGGUCCCAGGAGGGAGGAGGGGGCCCCAGGGGGGGAACCUGGCCCCUCCCAAAGAAGGGGGCACAGGCAGCUGGAGCCUGGAUCCGAGAGAGAGGGGCCUCUCCUGGACUCCAUGGGUCCCGCAGGGGCUCCUCAGCAGUGGGUCCGGAGCUCCGGGUCCUGGAGCAGCUCUAGGAGUCCCUGGCCCUACAUCCCCACCCCUGAAGGACAUCGGGAAAGGGUCCUCAGCCUGUCCCAGGCUCUGGCGACCGAGGCUUCGCACUGGCAUAAGUUUAUCACAGGUCGAAGCCCUGAAGCCCCUCCCGACUCCACCUCCAGGCUGACUCCGCCCCUUCGAUCGCCUCCCGUCGGGUCUCCACCUCCCUCGGGGCGGGGCCGAGGGGGCUCCUCCAUUUGGGCCCCCACGUGGGGAGGGGCGGCUCCGCCAGAUGAGGGGGCGUGGCCUCUGCGAGUUACACUACUCCAGUCCAGCUUCUGACACGCCAGCAGAGCUGCACCCAAUUGGAGGCAGAGGGGCGGGGCUAGGCUUCAGGAGGCGGGGCCUGAGGUGCCUCAGAAGACAUGUCCAUCUCUCCAUCCCCCUUUUCUAUGCCAGUUUCGAUUAAAUUCGUUGUAAUCACCGAG
This is a messenger RNA of Sarcophilus harrisii (Tasmanian devil), 2513 nucleotides long. RefSeq names its product pleckstrin homology domain containing A4 (gene PLEKHA4). Lineage: Eukaryota; Metazoa; Chordata; Mammalia; Dasyuromorphia; Dasyuridae. The coding region runs from base 322 to 2367 and encodes 681 amino acids. The transcript is spliced from 17 exons. The record is from RefSeq and is a predicted model, not a curated record.